This is a messenger RNA of Cyprinodon tularosa, 2568 nucleotides long. RefSeq names its product angiotensin II receptor-associated protein. Gene Ontology annotation, biological process: regulation of blood pressure; angiotensin-activated signaling pathway. The transcript has 5 exons. Lineage: Eukaryota; Metazoa; Chordata; Actinopteri; Cyprinodontiformes; Cyprinodontidae. Gene Ontology annotation, cellular component: plasma membrane. Bases 130 to 621 code for a protein of 163 amino acids. The record is from RefSeq and is a predicted model, not a curated record.
GAGGGGUUUACACAGAAGUUUGUGUAAGAGGAAGAACUGCAGCAUUUUUCAUGAGGCCUUUCAACAAGUUCAAACCGUGAAGCAGAAAGCAGGGAGGUGCUGCAUUUGCCUAGAAAAUUAACAAAAGCUAUGGAAAUCCCAGCAAUAAACUUAAAGGCAAUAGUGCUGGCACACUGGCUGCUCACUAUGUGGGGAAGCAUGGGUAUUCUUCCACCAUCCUAUGCAUGGGGAAACUUUAGUGUUUUAGCAGUUGGAGUGUGGGCAAUUGCACAGAGGGACUCCAUUGAUGCUGUUCUCAUGUUCCUCACGGGAAUGGCUGUAACGAUAUUGACUGACAUCAUCCAUUUUGGGAUCUGGUAUCCGCACACACCUUUUCAGGGAGUACAAAGUUUCACUGCAGGAAUGGCUAUCCUCAGCCUGCUGCUUAAACCUGUUUCCUGCUUCUUCGUCUAUCAAAUGUACCGUGAACGAGGAGGAGAUUACAAUGUCAACUUUGGUUUUCCUUCUUUAUCUCGAAACAGAGAUGCUUAUCAGUCCAUUGACCAGCAGGAUGAGUCUUCCAGUCCAUCAAAUCCUUUCAACCAGGCUCAAGACACCAAACUAGGGGUCCGCACUUACUGAACAUUGCACAUCAGUAAAGAUGUUAGCUUUUUUCUUUUUUUUUUUUUUUUAAAGCAGUACUACAGCCAUAAAGAUCAUUUUUAAAAGGUCAUUGCUGGCCGUUUAGCAAGACCAAGGAAAAUAGAUCCUCUCAGCUUUCACUGAAAAGCAGUUUUUCUUUUUUUUUUUUUUUAAGUUGAGGCUUUGAAAGAAAAAAAUGAUUUGCGCUGCAGUUGCACAGACUGAUUAUAUUCAGAAAACACACCAUGGGUCACUGUAAUGCUAAGAUGCAGCUCUGAUUCUUCUAGCAGAACAGUGCUUUAAGAAAAGCAAGUUGUUUUAAAAAAUGUGGUGUUUGUAAACAUUAAAACUGAGAUGUUUCUCUCUGUUGCAUUACUUUUUACAUGUUCUCAUUUCCAUAUGGUAGAACAGGUCCAAAAAAUGUUUUUUUUUUUUUUUUUUAUACCAAAUUGUUUAGUCAGUUUUGUUACGAGAAACCUUUUGUUUAAAAAUGUAUGUUGUACCGACACAAAAUAUAGCAUUCAACUUAAAAUUUAACAGAAAUGUUCUCAAAAGUAAAAUUUCUGUUUUCUAAUAACCAAUCCAGCUGUGUCUUGGAGUCAGAUAAGCUAAAUUUGUUUUGUAUGCUUAGUAACCAAGAAACAGCAGUAUUGGCACAACUGCAAAAACAACCUAACAUUGAUUAUUGGCAAGAAGGCUCGUUUUAUAGACCUAAGCCUGGUAAUUAGAUUUUAAUUAUACAUAGUCUUUUAACAGUGAAGGGUUUUGUUAACCAACUUCAACAUGCUUUGAGAUGUAGCUUUAUUUAAGAGCAUAUAUACUCCAGGCAGAACUAUUUUGAUUUAUUCAGUGUUUUUUUUUGUUUUUUUUACCUCUGGAAUAUUAUACACAAAUUACUCAGCAGUAAAAAGAAACAAUACAUUGUUGCAUUACUUUGGUUUUUACUUUUAGUUCUCUUCUUUGUCAUAAGUUCUCCUUUUGAAAGCCUAACGAUCUGUGCCGUGGAAUUGAUAUUAUGUAACUAUGCUGGUCACGUUGUCUGUGUGUAAAAAUGGUCAACCUCUACUAAACCAAGUUAUACCUUCCUAACAUGAUUUAUCAAAUGAAUGUGUACCAGCAUCUAAGUAAAGAAAUACUACAUAUCAAUCCUUGUUUUUGUUUUUUUACCAUACCAUGUAUUAUACCUGAUAGAAUGCAAAGAAAAAGUGUUUGACCCGAAACAGGUUUUCUUUUGUUUCUUUUCUCUAAGCCCUAAAUGAAAAUAAAUAAGAGUAUAUAUGGAAACAAGAAAAAAAAAACACAAAACACUUAUAAGACAAAAUUAAUUGGAUCAGGAACACUGGCCAUAGCUGAAACAACUUAGAGGGGUUCAGAUUAUCUUGUUUUUUUCGCUAUGACCUUGUGGAUCAGAUGUCAACUUUUAGAGAAGCCUAAAUUAUUUAGAAAGUGUUUUUGUUAACUUUAUCAAGUCUUUUGAAAAAGUGUACAACUACAGUUGGAAGCGUUGAAGUGUAAGAAUACUGCAAGAUGCUCGUAGUUUUACUGGAUUGUAUGAAGCUGUUUUGUCUGCAGUUGGCACAGAACUAUGAAUAAGAUUUACCUGCCGAAUUCUUUUUUAAGUUGUUUAAUAAAAAUUGUUAAAUUAUUGGACCGUGAUCAGCAUUUUUCCUAUAGCUGCUUAGACCUUGCAUAUUCUACUUAAAAUGUAUCCAACUUUGUUGAUAUUUUUUUCUUGUAAAUUCUCAUAAGCUAAAGUACUAUUGUUUAUAUUUUCUCUAAUGAAGCCUCAUGUAUCUUUGCAUUUAAAUAUUUUUACAUUUCAUGGUUUCUUCUCACCCUGCUGUUCCCACAAAUCCUUGUGUUGUAUGCCUUUGAUUUAUACUGCCAGACAACACAUUAAUCUGUGUGUUUUUGUUUUGAAAAAAAAAAAGAAAAAACAGCUUUUCA